UAUCUGAUUUCACAUGGAAAGACACAGUUCCAGACUAUCAAAGGCACCCUGAUCAACUCCGGCCUACUCUCCGAAUAGACAUGACAUUGUUCAGCCGCUGCCUUCCUGCACCUGCCGUAGUCUCUUGCGUUGCACCUUGUUCUUAUUGGCUGCUCCUCCGAGGGGCAUCUUCCUAGCGCAUCGCAUGUCAGCAUCAGAAACGUCUACACCAUGACAUACCGCCUGCACAUCUGUUCGUCGUCAUUCUCACCCCGCCAACCCUGACCGUGCCCCGAAUUUCGAACCUCGCCAUGAAUGCCCCUGUCGAGCCACAGUCCAUCUGUGUCGUCGGCGCUGGGCCUGCAGGUCUGGCUGCUGCAAACAUCUGCAAACAGUACGGCUUCGCAGUCACCGUCUACGAGGCCGCAGACCGUGUAGGCGGCAUGUGGAGAGAUGACCGCGGGGGGGUUGGUGACAAGUGUAGUCCAGAGAUGCGGACCAACCUAAGCAGAUAUACUGUUGCCUUUUCUGAUCUGGCUUGGACAUCGGCACAUGUAGAUAUCUCGAAACCUGCUGCCGAUCCACUAGCUGUUCCGCCUAUAUUCCCCAAAGCGUGGCAGGUGGGCCGGUAUCUUGCAACAUAUUCAAAGACCCUUGGCAUAACUGAAGACAUACUCCUCGAGCACCGAGUUGUCAGCGCAUCACUGCAAAAAGAUGAUACUUGGAGAGUGGUCAGUGCCGACAGCACCUGUCAGCUAACAUCCCGUACCUUUGAUCGGCUCGUCGUCGCCAGCGGCUUCUUUAACAAGCCAGCCCACACCUUCAAUCCCGUCCCCUCCAAACCUCUCUCAAACAUCCAACACUCCUCACGAUUUCGGACUCUCUCUGCCUUGACGGAAACCCCCGGCAAGAUAGUCGUGAUUGGAGGCGGCAUCAGCGGCUCAGAGGCUGCUUCACAGGCUGCUUCACAGAUCUCCAACGCAAAGCACUCGCCUGGAGGAAUGACACCCUCCCACGCCGAUAGCAAGAUUUUACACGUCAUCAAUCGUCCCUUCUACUGCCUUCCUCGCUACCUUCCACAAGACCCUCAGACUCACGACGGGCAUUUCAAGCCAGCACCUAGAUUCCUUCCCCUUGAUUUGAUUCUCUACAAUCUGUCCCGUCGCGGUGAUGGAGAUAUCUCUGCAGCUAUCAGCACCGUUCCACCAGAAAAAGCCAAGAAAGGUCACGAGUUUUUAAGAUCAAGUAUAGGCUGUGAUCAGGCCGACGUCGGCUUCUCAGAGCUUGUGUACAAGGCGAGCCAGACACAACACCCUGGCUACACUGGUAUAACCGACACGUAUAUGGAGUUUGUCAGAAGUGGCAUCAUUGUGCCAGUCCGGGGAUGGGUUGAACGUGUCGAGCAGGCAGCCAACGGUGAUUGUCUAGAGAUUAGUCUUGGCCAAUAUGAGCCCUGGUUCCAAGGGCCAGGCGCAAAAGCUGUGGGCGAGAGCAGAGUGAGUGAUGUGGUCGGUAUCAUUGAAGCCACAGGCUACAAAGCCGACCUCGAUUGGCUCGACGCCCGUGUCCAAUCCCUUCUCGCUGACCGCAACGACACCCCGAAUUCGCGCAUACCGUAUCUCCUGUCACGUGGCUCGGUCUUUUCACAACACGUACCCACAAUUGGGUUUGUGGGUUUUUACGAAGGCCCUUACUGGGGCGUGAUGGAAAUGCAGGCUCGACUUUUGGCUCAACGCUGGGCCAAACGAGAGCCUGAGCGGUCGGCGUCUCUGACUUCCGCCUUGUACAAGUAUGAUGACACGAGGCAUAUGCAAAACGCCAUGGGUCAGAGGUCCCUGCAAGUGCCGCAGUUCUGGAUGGCGGACUAUGUUGGACUAAUGGAAGAGUUCGCACGAGAAACGGGCGUCUCACGUGAUGACACCCUAUUCGGUGGCCAAUCGGGUCCCGCUUUCCCAUCGCGCUAUCGACACACAAAUAGCAGUCUGCAAGCCGAGGCAGUAGUCAGAGAAGUUGCCGGAGUACUCGAGGCAUCUCAAGAGGAUGCUCGGUUUGUUGCAGCGGCCGUGUUUACAGGCAUGCAAGGUGUCUGGAAGAUGACGCGCAAGAUUGAUUCACGUACUCAGACACCCGGUGGCAUAUUCGUGGGUACGGCCCACUUCCACCCGCGUCAGUCUACGGAUGCUGCGACCUACGCCUCCGAAUACUUGUAUAUUGAAGAAGGCACAUUCACCAUGGACACUGGUCUGUCGUUCCCUGCGACCCGUCGUUACGUCUAUCGGUACAACGAAACAAGCGAUGAGAUUACCGCAUGGUUUGUUGAAGACGAUGAAAAAAGCGUCGGAAAGCUAUUCAAUACCUGGCGUUUCCACGCGCCUGAUGACCAGGCUGGCGGCUGGAUGGCUACAGGCUGCCAUUGGUGCGAUCCCGAUACGUAUCAAAAUGACUGCGAAUUCAAGUUUCGCGGUGCAAAGAUCGAUCGGUUCAUGAUCAGAUACAAAGUGGACGGACCAAAGAAAGAUUAUUUGCAUGAGAGCUGGUAUGAGAGGCCAAAGGUAGAUGGCGGAGCAAACGAAGGCGAAUGAGGGGGUUGUAAAGACAGCGCAACGUUUGCAAAGGGCUAUUCCAUUGCGAAUAUAUUGGGUGGGG
Messenger RNA from Alternaria rosae, 2625 nucleotides. RefSeq lists its product as uncharacterized. The transcript has 4 exons. The record is from RefSeq and is a predicted model, not a curated record. NCBI's taxonomy places the organism in Eukaryota, Fungi, Ascomycota, Dothideomycetes, Pleosporales, Pleosporaceae. Gene Ontology annotation, molecular function: oxidoreductase activity. Bases 291 to 2561 code for a protein of 756 amino acids.